Molecule: messenger RNA, 1657 nt
Organism: Sciurus carolinensis (gray squirrel)
Lineage: Eukaryota; Metazoa; Chordata; Mammalia; Rodentia; Sciuridae
Gene: Pdap1
Product: PDGFA associated protein 1
Exons: 6
Coding region: 273-818 (181 amino acids)
Cellular component (GO): cytosol
Molecular function (GO): RNA binding
Source: RefSeq, a predicted model, not a curated record
CGGGAGGUGGCCAGCAAGGCUACGCGUCUCCCCAAGCGGGGAGAGUAGGGGCGCUGUAGCCCUGAACUAGACUCAGGCGGCUCACGGGACAGUCCGACUUCGUGCGCCGGCCUCCGCGAGGUCCCGGUCCUCGCGGCGACUGCGGCGACUGCGGCGGCGGCAGCGGCGGCGGCGCGUGGAGGGAACUGGGUCGGGCGGAAGAAGUCGAGCCCAAGGUAUUUCCGGUUCCGGUGUCAGUUCGAGGCGCCGCCGCCGCAGCCUCCGGAGCCGCGAUGCCUAAAGGAGGGAGAAAGGGAGGCCACAAAGGCCGGGCAAGGCAGUAUACGAGCCCAGAGGAGAUCGAUGCCCAGCUCCAGGCUGAAAAGCAGAAGGCCAGGGAAGAAGAGGAACAAGAAGAAGGUGGUGAUGGGGCUGCAGGUGACCCCAAAAAGGAGAAGAAAUCUCUAGACUCAGAUGAGAGUGAGGAUGAAGAUGAUGACUACCAGCAAAAGCGCAAAGGCGUAGAAGGGCUCAUCGACAUUGAGAACCCCAACCGGGUGGCACAGACAACCAAAAAGGUCACGCAGCUGGAUCUGGAUGGGCCAAAAGAGCUGUCAAGGAGAGAACGAGAAGAAAUAGAGAAGCAGAAAGCAAAAGAGCGCUACAUGAAAAUGCAUUUAGCUGGGAAGACAGAGCAGGCCAAGGCUGACCUUGCCCGGCUGGCUAUCAUCCGGAAACAGCGGGAAGAGGCGGCAAGGAAGAAAGAAGAGGAGAGGAAAGCAAAAGACGAUGCGACUUUGUCAGGAAAACGGAUGCAGUCGCUCUCACUGAAUAAGUAAGCACGGCCAUGGAGGAGAGGCCAGGGGCUGGGCCGUGCCGCCAGGACCCCUGCUGUGCCACCUGCCCUGCGCCCUGGUGCCACUGCAGCAGCCCCUCACGGCCAGGAGCCCCCCACGGCCUGGGGCCUCCUCUUCAUCUUGGCACAGAAAUCGUUUGGGGGGAUGUGGGGGGCUGGGGGGGAGGGGGCAGCUGCUAUCUUUGAGACAGAAAGAUGCAGGACAGCAUUUCAUAUGUAACCAUUUGAAUGUUUUUGCUGUUUUUAGAAUUCAGAACCCUGGUUGGGGGGCGGGGGGCGCCUGGGAGGUGGGGUAAGAAGAGCUUCCAUUUGUCCGGUAGAGUGCACGUUAGUCGGUGGUCGUGCCAGGGCAAGCUGCUGAUAAGUUUGUGACAACCAGCCCCAGUCUGUGUUGCCUGGGUGCUCACUCAGAGAGGCUGUUAUCUGGGAGCCUGUGCUCCUGGGUCCCUGAGGGUCAUGGCUCGUACCUGGCCAGUCCCCUCUGAGGCCUCUCCUCUGCCCUUCCCCGCCUCAUUCCCACCCAUCUGGCCAAGGGCUAGUGCCCAUUUUUAACCCUACCCAUCGAUCAUUUCAACGAAAACCUCUGUUUACUGUGCAGCACCCAGGCAAAACAUGCUCCACAAAUUCAACUUGUAUAUUUGGCAGAUUAAACUUGACAUUAUCGUAAUCCUUGUUUUGCAAUCUGUCUUUUGGCUCCUGUGCCCAAGCCAUUUUUACUCGUGGUGGCACUCAGGUAGGUGCACCAAUAAGGUUCAGGGCACAUAGCAAACCUUCUUCGGGCAGCAUGUGCAGUAUGCAGGAAUUGGUCCUGGUCCCUCAGCA